Paracoccidioides lutzii Pb01 is the source of this 1035-nucleotide messenger RNA. RefSeq lists its product as hypothetical. The transcript has a single exon. Gene Ontology annotation, molecular function: threonine deaminase activity; L-serine ammonia-lyase activity. Bases 1 to 1035 code for a protein of 344 amino acids. The record is from RefSeq and is a predicted model, not a curated record. Gene Ontology annotation, biological process: L-threonine catabolic process; L-serine catabolic process.
AUGAUCCUCCACCACCUCUCCCACCCCUCCAACCAAAACAAAAACCUCCACUUCUUCAUCCCCUCCGGCGGUAAUGCAGGCCUAGCCGCCACCACCGCCGCCCGCGCCCUCUCCUACCCCUGCACCGUCGCCGUGCCCGUCUACACAAAGCCAAUCAUGCUCCAGCGGCUCAGAGCGGAGGGUGCCAUCGUCGUUCCGCACGGUAAUAACAUCGAUGAAGCCGCGGCGCAUAUGCGGAAUGUGCUGAUGGAGGAGAUGAGGGGGCAGAUGGGCGAUGACGGCAGGGAGGUCGUGGCCGUCGAGUUACAUCCGUUUGACCAUGAGGCGGCGUGGGAGGGGGUCAGUUCGCUUGUGGAUGAACUGAAGGCGCAGGUACCCGCGGAGGAAGGGGAGGGGCCCCGAUGCUUCCCUGUAGAUGCGGUUGUUUGCAGUGUUGGUGGUGGCGGGCUGAUGAAUGGGAUUAUCCAGGGGAUUGAGAGGCAGUUGCGCAUGGCGGAGGACAGAGGGGUUGACAACCCGAACCAAGGCAAGGAUGUGCAGAUCCUCGCGCUGGAGACGAAGGGGGCAGAGUCACUUGCCAAGGCCGUUGAGAUGGGGGAGCUCGUUUCGCUGAAGGGCGUUUCGUCCAUGGCGACGUCGUUGGCUGCUCUUCGGGUUGCGGAGAGGACGUUGCAGAAUGUCCUGAACCCGCCGGCCGGUGUUAAGGUGCACAGUCGCGUUAUGGAUGAUGCCGAGGCGGCGAAGGGGGUGUUGAGGCUUGUCGAUGAGCACCGGUUGCUGGUUGAAUUGGCUUGUGGGGUGUGCGUGGAGGCUGUGGUUGCGGGUGGGCAGACCCACGGGUUAAAAGGUCAUGCCAACACGGGACAUGUUGAUGAGCGGUUGGAAUUGUCGUCGAAGCUGGCGCAGAUCAUUCCUGGAUUCGGGCCGCAGAGUCGUGUGGUUGUGAUUGUUUGUGGAGGGAGCAAUAUUUCUCUCGAGACGGCGGUAGAAUACAGGGAGCGACUUAAUAAUGGAUGGAGGACCGGCAAUGAGUGA